Messenger RNA from Xenopus laevis (African clawed frog), 1435 nucleotides. It is a transcript of the gene fgf9.S, whose product is annotated as fibroblast growth factor 9 S homeolog. NCBI's taxonomy places the organism in Eukaryota, Metazoa, Chordata, Amphibia, Anura, Pipidae. Gene Ontology annotation, molecular function: growth factor activity. Gene Ontology annotation, cellular component: extracellular region. The record is from RefSeq and is marked provisional.
UGGGGGAUAAUCAUGUGGAAGGGGAAAGAUGUCAGUGUGUGAGCUCUUCAGACUAGCACAGGCUUGACCUUGAACCCGCCAGCACAACCUGUACUUUUAUUAAUGCGCUGAAUGGAUUCAGCUCCCUAAUCUCCCUGGGAAGAGUGGAUACAGUAGAUAUAUUUUAUACACACUCACAUACACCUGAGCUGGGCUCUUCCAAGCUCAUUAUCUGCUUAUUCAUCCUCAUCAUCAUCAUCAUCAUCAGGGGGAGAGAGAGAGAGAGAGAGAGGAGAGAGCUUUCUUCUGAUGGCUCCCCUGGGUGAAGUUGGCAACUAUUUCGGUGUGCAGGAUGCCGUGUCUUUUGGGAAUGUGCCCGUGUUGCAAGUGGAUACCCCUGUGUUGUUAAGUGACCACAUGAGCCAUCAUUCUGAAGCAGGGGGGCUCCCCAGGGGCUCCGCGGUCACCGACCUGGAACACUUAAAAGGGAUUCUCCGGAGAAGGCAGCUCUAUUGCAGGACUGGGUUUCAUUUGGAAAUCUUUCCCAAUGGGACUAUCCAAGGGACCAGGCAGGAUCACAACCGAUUCGGGAUUCUUGAAUUUAUCAGUAUAGCUGUGGGCCUGGUCAGCAUCCGAGGUGUGGACAGUGGACUGUACCUUGGGAUGAACGAGAAAGGGGAGCUGUAUGGGUCGGAAAAGCUAACGCAAGAGUGUGUGUUCCGAGAGCAGUUUGAAGAGAACUGGUACAACACCUAUUCCUCGAACAUUUAUAAACAUGUGGACACUGGGCGGAGAUAUUAUGUAGCCUUGAAUAAAGAUGGGACUUCACGAGAUGGGACUAGGACUAAAAGGCACCAGAAAUUUACCCAUUUUUUACCGAGACCUGUGGACCCUGAAAAAGUACCUGAACUUUAUAAAGAUAUUUUAAGCCAAAGUUGACAAAGACAAUUCCUUCACUCGAGCCUUUAAAAAAAUGAAAAAAGGUUACCACUAUAAAAAGGUUUCACGUGGUGGGUUCUUAUUGAUUAGCCAGGUCAUCACAUCAGCUACACUGUUGCCAAACUUUUGUCGCAUGCAUAAUGUAUGAUGGAGGCUUGGAUGGAACAUGCUGAUUCCGUUCUGCACUUAAUGGUUUGUCCUCCUGGAAGAAAGGCUGUGCCCACUCGCUUGACUAAUUACAAGGCUGAAAGAUAUAUAAAUCACACUGCGAAUCAAGGAAAAAUGAGGCCUGAUGCAUGCUGGGGAAUAGACAUGCUUAUACAUUUUUGUAUUUUACUUCAUCCCGUAUCAGCCUAGCUGCCAUACUUCAUCGGGAUUUUUGGCUGAAGGCCUGCUCAAGUGUACGCGCAUUUACAAAGGCAUGGAUGGGUGCAGUCUUAAAAAAGACUUUUCAGUUCAUUACUUGUUGGGUUGUCGUUCCUAACGAGCAUCAAUCAAAGACCUCUUAGUUAGGGAA